Messenger RNA from Elgaria multicarinata webbii, 953 nucleotides. Its product is annotated as arylacetamide deacetylase-like 3. Bases 1 to 933 code for a protein of 310 amino acids. The transcript is spliced from 2 exons. Gene Ontology annotation, molecular function: lipase activity. NCBI's taxonomy places the organism in Eukaryota, Metazoa, Chordata, Lepidosauria, Squamata, Anguidae. The record is from RefSeq and is a predicted model, not a curated record.
AUGCACCAAAAACACCUCGACUGGCUAUCUGUGAAGCAGCAGCAGCGGGGCCAGCGGACACCAGGAUCAGGCCAGCAGCAGCAUUGGUGGCAGCGGUGGCAUCGCCACCGGACCAGCAGAGAGCUAAGAGUAACAAUCUUUGUUCCCCUUAGAUAUGGUCUUGGACCAGAAAAUCCUUAUCCAAACCAGUACGCUGAAUGUCUAAAGGCCACCGUCCACUUUCUGAAGCACACUGAAGAUUAUCAUGUAGAUGCUUCCCGUGUUAUCAUUGCAGGGGACAGCAUGGGAGCAAAUUUGGCAGCAAGGGUUUGCCAAUUGCUGGUGGACAGAAAAGAUCUCCCAAAAGUUCAUGCUCAGGUUUUGAUCUAUCCAGUACUGCAGGGAAUGGACUUUGAUUUGCCUUCAUAUCAACAGAAUGCCAGAGUUCCAUUUUUGUGGCGGGACAUGAUUGCCUAUUUCUGCUGCCUUUUCUUCAACGAGAAGACAUCGUUGGUAGGUGAGAUCAUUGAGGGUUGCCAUGUUCCUCCGGAGAUGAGGCUGAAAUAUCGGAAAUGGGUGAAUGGAGACCUCAUUCCUGAAAAAUUCAAGGUCAGAGGCUACAAACCACGAGAUCCAGCCUCAUAUAAAUUUAAACCGGAGGUGUACGAAGAAAUGAAGCAACUGUUGGAAGUAACAGCUUCACCACUUUUUGCCGAAGAUGCCAUCAUCAGUAAGCUCCCACAGGCAUGCAUUUUGACCUGCGAGUUUGAUGUACUCCGAGAUGACGGGCUGUUGUACAAGAAACGACUGGAGGACAAUGGCGUGCCAGUCAAGUGGACCCACCUUGAGACUGGCGUGCAUGGAGCAUUGAUCUUAUUUGGCUAUGGGAUAAUGUCCCUUCCAUCAUCAAAACCGAUGGUGCACAACUUUGCAAAGUUUGUCAAGAACUUGUGAGGCAAAUAACAAACUUGGCA